AUGAGAGGAUCGCAUCAUGUGCUUGGUCUUUUGAUGACGGUUUGGGAUGGGUGGAAGAGAGUCCUUGGUAAAGAGUUGUCGGAAGAUGGGGGAUUUUAUCAGAGCUUUGAGACGAGCGCUUUCGAUGGAAAGAAAUUGAGCAUCCUGAAGCCUGUCGUCAGUCUGAGCGACGAGGAGGUGACGCCGCGAUGGAAGACGCCCAGUGUUCCAUAUGCUUAUGAGAAUGCUGAGGGCGUCAAGUUCCAGUAA
Fusarium verticillioides 7600 is the source of this 249-nucleotide messenger RNA. RefSeq lists its product as hypothetical. The coding region runs from base 1 to 249 and encodes 82 amino acids. NCBI's taxonomy places the organism in Eukaryota, Fungi, Ascomycota, Sordariomycetes, Hypocreales, Nectriaceae. The transcript has a single exon. The record is from RefSeq and is a predicted model, not a curated record.